GCUGCGGGCUCGGCGCGCGCGGGCCAUGUCCGCCUUCUGCCUGGGCUUGGCCGGCCGAGCUUCAGCACCCGCCGAGCCGGACAGCGCCUGCUGCAUGGAGCUGCCCGCCGGCGCCGGGGACGCAGUCGGGAGUCCCGCCGCCGCCGCCGCCCUCGUCUCCUUCCCCGGGGGCCCCGGGGAACUGGAACUGGCCUUAGAGGAGGAGCUGGCGUUGCUGGCGGCCGGGGAGCGGCCGUCCGACCCCGGGGAGCAUCCUCAGGCGGAGCCGGGGUCUCCGGCUGAGGGGCACGGACCGCCCCCGCCGCCGCCGCCGCCUACCCAGGAUCCCGAGCUGCUGUCGGUGAUCCGACAGAAGGAGAAGGAUCUGGUGCUGGCGGCCCGGCUGGGCAAGGCUCUGCUCGAGAGGAACCAGGACAUGAGCCGACAGUACGAGCAGAUGCACCAGGAGCUGACCGAUAAGCUGGAGCACUUAGAACAAGAGAAGCAUGAACUGAGGAGACGGUUUGAGAAUCGGGAAGGGGAGUGGGAAGGCCGGGUGUCGGAGCUGGAGACAGACGUGAAGCUGCUGCAGGAUGAGCUGGAGAGGCAGCAGGCCCACCUUCGAGAAGCAGACCGAGAAAAGACGCGAGCAGUCCAGGAGCUGUCAGAGCAGAACCAGAGGCUGCUGGAUCAACUCAGCAGGGCAUCUGAAGUUGAGAGACAACUGUCCAUGCAGGUCCACGCACUCAGAGAAGACUUCCGGGAGAAAAACUCAUCCACCAACCAGCACAUCAUCCGGCUAGAGAGCCUUCAGGCUGAGAUCAAGAUGCUGUCGGAUCGGAAACGGGAGCUGGAGCAUCGGCUCAGCGCUACCUUAGAAGAGAAUGACCUGCUUCAAGGCACUGUGGAGGAGCUGCAGGACCGGGUGCUGAUCCUGGAAAGACAGGGCCAUGACAAAGAUCUACAGCUGCACCAAAGCCAGCUGGAGCUGCAGGAAGUGCGGCUGUCCUACCGGCAGCUGCAGGUGAGAGUAGAGGAACUCACGGAGGAAAGGAGCCUGCAGAGCUCGGCCGCUACCAGCACGUCCCUGCUGUCCGAGAUCGAGCAAAGCAUGGAGGCCGAGGAGCUGGAGCAGGAGCGAGAGCAGCUGAGGCUGCAGCUCUGGGAAGCCUACUGCCAGGUUCGCUACCUCUGCUCACACCUCCGAGGGAACGACAGUGCCGAUUCAGCCGUGUCCACAGAUUCCUCCAUGGAUGAGUCCUCCGAAACCUCGUCUGCCAAGGACGUGCCUGCUGGCAGCCUGCGCACUGCCCUCAACGAUCUCAAGAGGCUGAUACAGAGCGUUGUGGAUGGCGUGGAGCCCACGGGUGCCCGGAGGAUGGACGAUGACCCCUUGGAAGAGCAGAUAAGGCAGACCAGUGCAGACUCGAGAGCCCUGAGAGAGCUCAUGGAGGGGGAGAGGGGUAAACUGAGGCAGAGCCUAGAAGAGCUGCAGCAACUCCACAGUCAGGUGACGCUGCUAAGUGUAGAGAUGACUGCACUGAAGGAAGAGAGGGACAGACUCAGGGUGACAUCUGAGGACAAGGAGCCAAAGGAGCAGCUUCAGAGAGCCAUCAGGGACCGGGAUGAGGCCAUUGCAAAGAAGAAUGCUGUAGAGCUGGAACUUGCCAAGUGCAAGAUGGACAUGAUGUCUCUGAACAGCCAGCUGCUGGAUGCCAUUCAGCAGAAACUGAACCUCUCACAGCAGCUUGAGGCUUGGCAGGAUGACAUGCACAGGGUCAUUGACAGGCAGCUGAUGGACACGCACCUGAAGGAACAGAGCCGGCCUGCUGCUGCCGCCUUCUCUAGGGGCCAUGGCGUAGGGCGGGGGCAGGAACCCAGCACCAUGGAUGGCAAACGGCUCUUCUCCUUCUUCAGGAAAAUUUAAGUGGGGAAGAGUCCGACGGUUGAGGAUGGGGACUAGAGGCAGUCCAGGAGGGUCUCCAGUCAGCUGCAGCUGGGCAGCUACGGUGCCUGCCCAGCUGCCCUGGGGCCAGGUGGUUCCAGAGCCCACCCUUCUGUCAGUGCAGUGGGGUCUGAGAAUUAGGGGCCUGUAUGGCUCUAUACCAAGGACAGGAAUGAACCCUGUCCCCACUGCCCAAGCCAAGCCUCAGCCUGGGCUUCCCCAGGAUCCUGUUAGUGAGCAGGGCUGAAGCCACUUCCCAUGCAGACCACGGAUGGGCUCUGCUACUCAGACCCAGCUCAUCACAGCCCCUCCCCCAAAGGCUCUGCUGCCUCCUUGGAUUUGAACAUGGGGACAGAGAUUGAGGCCCUCCUGUGCAUGCCUCAGGAGGCCUGAGCCUCCAUCCCUGCCCCGGCCACUUGCCUGGACAAGGGGAGGCUCAGCCCCUCACCCGUGUGCUCACCCGUGUGCAUGCACCCGUGCUGGGGUCUUGAACGGCAGGAGCCCAGCCUGUGGCUGUGGGGCCUAAGAACUGGGUUACCCAAGUUCCCUUGAGGCUGUUCUGUACCCCGGGGAAGGGACUGUCUUCUGGCUGCCACCGCCUCAGCUUCCCCAGCGCAGGCAGUCCUGACCUAGUGAGGCCUGGGCUGGCGGCACCCCAUUGAUCCUCUGUAGGCGCUAGCCUUCCAGACUUUUCCCCCUCAUGGGGUAGGGCUGGGACAGCCCUUGUCUUCCAUAGCUCCCUCCCACCUCAAAUACAACCGGGCCGAGCCGAGCAAGUUCAGGCCACAAAUGGCCCCAAGGGGACUAGUUUAACCACCGGCACACAGAAGGCAGCGUGGGUGCCCCAGGGUGGGUGGGGCGAGGCUGCUGGAGCUUCCAGAUACUGCCCCCAGGCCUACAAGGGCUGCAACCUGCAGCCUGCUCCUCCUGCACUGCCCCAUCCCUGCUGAGGCCCCGCUGAGGCGCUGUGGGCCCGGCCUGUGGCUGCUCACCACUCACCAAGCCUCUGCCCUCAACAGGGAAAGCACAGCAGGGCUGAGCAGAAAGAAUGUAUUUACAGAUAUGUACAUACCACAGUGCUGUAAUUUUGUAUGUAGCAGCUGUGUAAAUACACGUACGGAUUUUAUAAUACACAUAAAUCUAUAAAGGCAUAUUUUUAGAAAAACAGCAUACCACUGCUUCUUUUGAAAAUAGUCUGAAUAAGAAUAAAACUAAUUUCUACACAA
Molecule: messenger RNA, 3150 nt
Organism: Phodopus roborovskii (desert hamster)
Lineage: Eukaryota; Metazoa; Chordata; Mammalia; Rodentia; Cricetidae
Gene: Bicdl1
Product: BICD family like cargo adaptor 1
Exons: 10
Coding region: 26-1906 (626 amino acids)
Biological process (GO): vesicle transport along microtubule; Golgi to secretory granule transport
Source: RefSeq, a predicted model, not a curated record